AUGGAUCAAAGAGAAGGCGAUACUGUUAACAACCCUCAGCACUUUAUGGCAAUCAUGCAGGUAUUGGGUGAAGCAUUUUUACAACCUGACAUAUCACUGUUUAAGCAAAGUUUAGAAAUUUUGGAUAAUCUGAAUAAGAAAUGUAAAUUAUACGAAAAGAUGAUAUCAAAAUGUGAAAUGUUAACUUCACAUCAAAGAGAAAGAUUACAAGAGAAUCUUGGCAAUAAUACGGAUCUUCCGACUUUCGUUCAAAGUUUAACAAUGAUCGUUAGUGAUUUAAGAUACUAUCAACUAUGUAAUAAUUCUCUACCGCCUGGUGUAAUCUCCUUUGACUAA
This is a messenger RNA of Trichoplax adhaerens, 336 nucleotides long. RefSeq lists its product as uncharacterized. Gene Ontology annotation, molecular function: nuclear export signal receptor activity. The transcript has 4 exons. Gene Ontology annotation, biological process: protein export from nucleus. The coding region runs from base 1 to 336 and encodes 111 amino acids. The record is from RefSeq and is a predicted model, not a curated record. NCBI's taxonomy places the organism in Eukaryota, Metazoa, Placozoa, Uniplacotomia, Trichoplacea, Trichoplacidae.